AUGGGAACAGGGGGUCUACAAGAGACAAUAGAAAAGAAGGAAUACCUGAUAGUAACGAGGAACAAUAUAAAAGAGGGAGGGGUAGAAAGUGUUAUACGCACAAUUAGGGAAGAAGUCUAUGAAAUUAUUGAGGGUUGCAAUGAGGGAAAUGUAGAAUAUAUAGAAAAUGUGAAGAAAAUCUCCAUGGCCAGUCAAAGAAGGCAAUGGUAUACGUAUGUAAUAAAAAUUAAAAAGCAAGGGAUGUAUGAAAUGGCCGAGAGAGCCUUGAAGCAAAUCAAAGAGAGGGAGGAGCUGCCGGAAACCAUCCGCGUAGUAGUAAAUAACGAAGUAAAUAAAGAAGAGGUGCGGAAGGCCCUAGAAUUUGUGGGUCGGGGAGAGAACAUAACGUGGGAAAUCGUAAUAAGAGGGAAGGAAAUGGAUAAAGGGGCUAGACACGAACAAGAGGAAGCCCUCCUAAUCAAAACGGGAGGGAAGUCAUACACUGAUGUCCUGAAAGAAAUGAAUCAGAAGAUAGACAUCGGAAAAGUAGGAGUCAAAGUAGACAGGAUGAAGAAAACAGAAGGGGGGGACAUCCUGGUUAAACUAAAGGGGAAGGGAGCCACAGAAAAGUUAAGGAAGGAAAUGGACAUGAGGAUGUCCGGGAUCAAUAUGGCAAUAAGAAAGAAGGAAACUCACUUCACGAUAACUGGACUGGAUCCCGGUGUCACGGAGAAAAUAUUACACAACGCCAUAAAGGCUUAUACAGGGAUAUCUAAAGAUGAGAUCGACAUAAAAAUGCUUAGGACGAACAGACACGGGGAGCAGGUUGCAACCAGAGUCGUGCGCCCUACAAAAGCGGAAGAAUUACGUAAAUAUGAUACGAUAGCGAUAGGCUGGGUGGCGUGUCCCAUAAGGGAAAGGUAUACCCCUACAAGGUGUUACAAGUGUCUCCACUAUGGACACAACACCUACGAGUGCAAGAGGGAAAGCAGGGUAGCGUGCUGCUACAACUGCUUCAAUACGGGACACACAGCGGCGCAGUGUAGCAGCGCCUCAUACUGUCUAACUUGUAAAGAGGAGGGACACAGAAUGGACCGUAUGCAAUGCCCAGCCUACAGAGCGUGGGUGUACGGCAGGGGAGGAGAAAGGGAACCCCAAAGGGGUGCGUAA
Molecule: messenger RNA, 1149 nt
Organism: Diabrotica virgifera virgifera (western corn rootworm)
Lineage: Eukaryota; Metazoa; Arthropoda; Insecta; Coleoptera; Chrysomelidae
Exons: 1
Coding region: 1-1149 (382 amino acids)
Molecular function (GO): zinc ion binding; nucleic acid binding
Source: RefSeq, a predicted model, not a curated record